CUUUUAGCCGGCUUCACCUCUUCUAGUCCCAGCAAGGCUCCGUGUAUGUUUGGCUGCCAGUGCACCCACCAGAAGGGAACGAUGAAAAUGAACCGUUUAAGGACUGCUAGUAUGAGAUCCUUAACUCUGGACAUGAAAUGCACCAUCCGCCUGCUGGAUGACACGGAGAUCUCCUGCAAUAUUCAGAAAGAAACCAAAGGCCAAUUUAUUAUUGACUAUAUCUACAACCACUACAACUUGUUAGAAAAGGACUACUUUGGAAUUCGCUUUGUUGACCCAGAAAAGCAGCGGCACUGGCUUGAUCCUAACAAACCCAUUGUCAAACAAAUGAAAUCUCAUCCACCAUACACCAUGUGCUUUAGAGUGAAAUUCUACCCACAUGAACCUCUGAAGAUAAAAGAAGAGCUUACCAGGUAUCUUCUGUACCUACAACUAAAGAGGGAUAUUUUCCAUGGACGUCUUCUAUGCUCCUUUGCUGAUGCUGCUUUCUUGGGUGCUUGUAUAGUUCAAGCUGAGAUCGGUGAUUAUGAUCCUGACGAACAUCCCGAUAAUUACAUCUGUGACUUCAAGAUAUUCCCUAAGCAGUCACAAAAGCUGGAAAGAAAAAUUGUGGAAAUUCAUAAAAGCGAACUCAGAGGUCAGAACUCAGCUGUUGCAGAAUUUAAUUUGCUGUUGAAAGCACAUUCCCUGGAAACGUAUGGCGUUGACCCUCAUCCAUGCAAGGACUCAACAGGGACCACAACAUUUCUAGGAUUUACUGCUGCGGGGUUUGUUGUUUUCCAGGGAAAUAAGAGGAUACACUUAAUAAGAUGGCCGGAUGUCUUCAAAAUGAGAUUUGAUGGGAAGACAUUUUAUGUUGUUGUAAUGCAGAAGGAGAAGAAAACUGUUUUAACCUACCAUACCUCAACACCAGCCGCCUGCAAACAUCUUUGGAAAUGCGGUGUCGAAAAUCAGGCCUUUUACAAGUAUGCAAAAUCCAGCCAAGUAAAGACAAUGACAAGCAGCAAUAUAUUUUUUAAAGGGAGUCGAUAUCGAUACUCUGGGAAAGUUGCAAAAGAAGUUGUUGAAGCCAGCUCAAAAAUUCAGAGGGAUCCUCCAGAAGUCCACAGGUCAUUAAUACCCCACAGUCGCAGCUCUUACUCCUUAAACAGGCAGCUUAUCAUCAACAUGGAACCACUGCAGCCUCUCAUCCCAUCACCGAGUGAGGAGUAUGAAGAGGAAGCAGCACCAACAGAAGAAGGCAUCCUGCUUUCACAUUACAAUGAUGUCAAUGCUCCCCCUGCAGCUGGCAUUUCCCCUACCAGAGACAGGGAAGUGAUACCAGAUCUUAGGCAGGAUGAGGAGGAAAGUAUGAAGGAGGAGCCUUUAACUAUCUCAGAGCAGAUGUAUAACCCAAGUGCUAGCUUGCUGCCUACACCAGUAGAUGAGGGCAUUGAGAUGCUCUUUAAUAGCUCCCUCAGACCAGAGAGCGACAGAGACGAUGUUGAUUCAUUUGAGGAGUUUGAUGCAGAUGAACAUGCAUUUUUGAUUGCAGAGGAGGAAGAGCUGAAGGAGGCCAGGAAAGCCCUAAGCGUAAGCUACAAUUUCCUAAUGGGAAACAUGCAGCUGAAUGCCUUCCUGAAGAGCUUCUCCCGACUUGUUUUGGUGGCGUUGGGGUUGCUUUUGGUGCUUCUUCCUCUUCUUCUCGUCUUGCUGGAGUCGGACAUUGACAUUUCCUUCCUUCAUGAAAUCCGUCAAACACCAGAAUUUGAGCAGUUCCACAAUGAGUACUACUGUCCACUUAGGAAGUGGCUGGCAUGCAAGAUCAGCAUGGCACUUAACGUCGCCAACAGCUCUUAA
Molecule: messenger RNA, 1839 nt
Organism: Nanorana parkeri
Lineage: Eukaryota; Metazoa; Chordata; Amphibia; Anura; Dicroglossidae
Gene: FRMD3
Product: FERM domain containing 3
Exons: 15
Coding region: 46-1839 (597 amino acids)
Cellular component (GO): cytoskeleton
Molecular function (GO): cytoskeletal protein binding
Source: RefSeq, a predicted model, not a curated record